Silurus meridionalis is the source of this 3525-nucleotide messenger RNA. It is a transcript of the gene itpka, whose product is annotated as inositol-trisphosphate 3-kinase A. Gene Ontology annotation, biological process: inositol phosphate biosynthetic process. Gene Ontology annotation, cellular component: cytoplasm; nucleus. The record is from RefSeq and is a predicted model, not a curated record. The transcript has 7 exons. Gene Ontology annotation, molecular function: inositol-1,4,5-trisphosphate 3-kinase activity; inositol tetrakisphosphate kinase activity. Lineage: Eukaryota; Metazoa; Chordata; Actinopteri; Siluriformes; Siluridae. The coding region runs from base 474 to 1754 and encodes 426 amino acids.
GUGUGAAAGUAUUAGUACAGUUGUUACUUUAGGUAUUAGUGUUGCUGUGUUUGGUGUUAGUGGUAGUAAGAGGUGUUGUGAUUGCUGCUGGUGGAUUGCUGUAUGAGCAAAGGGAAACCUCUGUAGGUGAGGUGUAACAGGCUAAGCUCCCAGGUGCUAACGAGGAAACGAGUAAAACCAACGUAGAGUCAGGAAGCAGAAGAACAGAGAGAAUGAAACGCGGAAGAUCUUGUUUGGCCAAGUGAACCGCGCUGAGGUUAUGAGUGUCACAGGGUUUCCCCACCGCUGCUGCUCUGAGCAUCAAGACAAACAUGACCAACUGGACUACAACUCAAGUCUUUGAUGAUUCGGUCGGACGGACCUGAUUUUCAAAACGGGAGAUAAAGGUGUGGUCAAUCCAUCGGCGUAAAAAGUGGAUCGGGGAACGCGGAUUAUUUUUUUCCUCUAAAAAAAAAAGAUAUCGUCCAUAAUCGAUGCCAAAAGAGAGGCGGAGGUCUAUUAAGGAGGCGUUGACCUGUAGAUCCUCUCCUCUGCGCAUUGGGAAAGAGCGCCAGGGCCACUGCUCGUCCUCGCACGUCUGUGAUGAGCGGCUGCCGAUGGCGAGCGCGCGCCCGGUGCCGCAGCUGACCGUGACGGCGGAAGAGGAGGAAGGCAGCGGCGCGCGGGAGAUCGGCUACGAGGAGGCGGAGGCGCUGAACGGAGGCGCGCCGCUCCGCCGCAAGCUCUCCACCUCGUCCGUGUCGUCCACCGGCUCGUCCGUGGGCUUGGAGGAGUCUGAGGACGACGUCCUGAGCGACAACGAAACGAAGAGUAAAGGCAUCGUUACUUUAGAGCGCGUCGGAGACGGAGGAGAGGCUAAGACCUGGUGCACAUUGAAGACUGUUGUCCGUUGGCAUGGUAUAGCCUCACAGAGAAAGCGCUUGUCGUGGGUUCAGUUAGCCGGUCAUAAAGGCAGCUUCAAAGCAGGAGAGGAGGGCACGAUUCUGAAGAAGUACGCCGAGAACGAGAAGCUGUGUUUCGAGCACUUAAGGGGAGACAGGUUGGAACGAUUUGUACCAGCCUACCGUGGAACGGUUGAGAGAGAUGGAGAGCUCUUCUUACAGAUGAGUGACCUGCUAACCAACUUCAAUGGGCCGAAUGUCAUGGACUGCAAGAUGGGAGUGAGAACAUAUCUGGAGGAAGAGCUGGAGCGAGCCAGGGAGAAGCCCAAGCUGCGCAAGGACUUGUAUAACAAAAUGCUGGAGGUGGACGGCGAGGCUCCCACCGCCGGGGAACACAAGCAGCAGGCCGUGACCAAGCUACGUUACAUGCAGUGGAGGGAGACUAUCAGCUCCACCAGCACUCUGGGCUUCCGUAUCGAGGGCAUCAAGAAAUCGGAUGGGACCUGCCGCACAGACUUUAAGAAGACUCACUCGAGGGAAGAAGUCGCACAGGUCUUCAAAGACUUUGUCAGCGGGAAUGGAAAAAUAAUUAGCUCCUACAUUAGGAGGCUGGAGGAUAUCAAACAGACCCUGAAGGCUUCAGAAUUUUUCAUGAAACAUGAGGUCAUCGGGAGUUCAAUGCUGUUCAUCCACGACCACACGGAGCGAGCUGAAGUUUGGCUCAUCGAUUUCGGUAAGACCACGGCUCUUCCUGACGGACAAACGCUGGAUCACAAUAUUCCCUGGAACGAGGGCAACCGAGAGGACGGAUACUUAUGGGGCCUCGACAACCUGCUGCACACCCUCAGCUCCCUGCCAGCACUGAGCUCAUAAUGAACUUUUAAGAUGGACCCUUUUACAUCGUGCCAUGGGGAAAUCUGUGUUUCAUUCGCAGUAUAAAAAUCACACACUCGACACAGCUUUUCUUUCAUAUGAGUAACUGUCCAAGAGUCCAAGAGCACAGAAUUUAAUUCAGGUGCCUCAUGUCCCUAGCUGAUAAUGUUGGAGAAUUUAUAGCACACAGUGACAUCAAUUAGUACUCAGUUUGUCAGUAGACUCAAUUUAAAUGACCAGUGAAGAAUAUUACUGCACCCUUAAUACAGUAUACCAUGCUCUAUUACUGAAAGUCCAUUACCAGCAAAUUACCAUUAAAAAAAAAAAAAAAAGCAAAGGCAAAUUGCUUUUACAAAAAUGUAAGCUUUUAUUAUUAGUCAAAGCUAAUAUGUACCAGACAAGAUACCGUUUGUUUUGUUAUUCCUCCCAGAGGACGAGAAACACGUUUAAUGCCGAGCCGAUUGUGAGCGCACAGCACAACCAAGAAAUUCUAACAAGACUUCCGCCCACAUUUGGGGGUGACUCACUAGAUUUAGCUGCCACACUCGCUCGCUUUUAUCUUUAGCCUUAUCUCCAGACCAUUGCUGUGAUCAUGCUUUGUUUCUCACUUCUAAGGUGUCGUAAAAUGACUCACUUGUUUGUUCGGUGACUUUUUACUUUAAUUGCGAUUCACGCGAUUACCCGUUUAAUGGCAAGUGUGCAUUAGUUGAAUGCAGGUUAUGACUCAUGAGCAAACCAAACAGUCUUGGAAAUAGGAGAAGCACAGCAGGAAUCUUAGUCAUCUAUUCCACAAGCGCAGUUAAGUGUAAUGCUAAACGGUUGCAUAUAAUAACUAAGUACAUACUCCAGUAAUGAAAUAACUGCAGUAUUAACUAUUGCAGACAGAAUUUGUGUUAUGUAACGCCCCUCUGAAUGUAUUUGCACCACAAAGAGCUGAAGUACAAUCCAAGCAGUUUUCCUUUUUCUGUUUCUUUGAAAAAAAAAAUCAAAAUCAGGCAGUGAUAGCAAUUUAAAGCUCUGCGUUUGCAACCAGAAUUAUACGUUGAAAUCCCAGGACUGCCAGAGAGACAGCUUUGCCCCCCCAAAGCAAAGCACGUAACCUUCAACUUCUUUUUGUGUUUUACUUAUGAGGCCCUUUGUUUAACGUUUCAGACCUAAAAAUCAAACCUUUGUAGCGGAUUUGCGAUAAAUCACCAAUCUGUAGAGACUGUAAGACACAUUAGCAUGUCUCUUUCUGUAUGCUCCCCCUCCACCCACCCACUGAAGCUCUUUCUGUUCUCUAUCAUCUCCUGUAUGAUUUUUCUUUUUGUGGGACAGACCACUAAUAUCAAUUCCCCCUUUUGAAACUUAUAAAACGUGUAUGGGUUUACGAGGGUCUGUGGGUUUUAACCGUGUUUAAACCCAGGAUCAAAUUAGGUGUUUUUUUUAAGACUUUCCUACUUGAAUAUCACUAGUAUGCAAUUAAUUAGUGUCUAUAAAUAUAUACUGUACUGGUAAUUUUUUUCAAGUUUGUCUUGUGGCAAAAAGUGGUACUGCGAUUUUUCCUGUUCAUUUGUUGAAGGCUUUAUUGUAUUCUUUUCCUGGUGUGAAGCAUUAAGUUUUAGGACCUGGGCUGCAGUUUGCUUAUCUAUAUUUCUGUAAAAGUAUUUUCCAUGUCAAAGCGGACAAAUUUUUACCUUCAAACACUAUUGUUUUUAGGGACAAGGUGACAGUAUUUCUUGUCACAGGACAAACACGUGAGAUGUUCUCAUAAUAAAUAUCUUUAAAAUAA